Molecule: messenger RNA, 7300 nt
Organism: Symphalangus syndactylus (siamang)
Lineage: Eukaryota; Metazoa; Chordata; Mammalia; Primates; Hylobatidae
Gene: ICE2
Product: interactor of little elongation complex ELL subunit 2
Biological process (GO): positive regulation of transcription by RNA polymerase III; snRNA transcription by RNA polymerase III; snRNA transcription by RNA polymerase II
Cellular component (GO): transcription elongation factor complex
Source: RefSeq, a predicted model, not a curated record
CGUCAUCACGCAGGGCCGAGUCGGCGCGGCCACAUCCUUUAAAUAUGGUCUUUCCCGGGCGCGCGCGACAAUGUGAGGAGUGGGGUGGAGCGUGGUGUGUGGUGUGUGGCUGCGGCCUGGGCAAGAGCCGCCGCGGACCAUGAGCUGAGUAAGUUCUGGAGGGAUCCUGCCUCUAUUGGAACCUUCGCAGCCAGGCAGCUGUGAACUGUGAGCUAGAGUGAAGCAGAAAUCUAGGAAGAUGAGCUCCAAGAUGGUCAUAAGUGAAUCAGGACUGAAUUGGGAUAUUUCCCCAAAAAAUGGCCUGAAGACAUUUUUCUCUCGAGAAAAUUAUAAAGAUCAUUCCAUUGCUCCAAGUUUAAAAGAACUAUGUGUUUUAUCCAACAGACGUAUAGGAGAAAAUUUGAAUGCCUCAGCAAGUUCUGUAGAAAAUGAGCCGGCAGUUAGUUCAGCAACUCAAGCAAAGGAAAAAGUUAAAACCACAAUUGGAAUGGUUCUUCUUCCAAAACCAAGAGUUCCUUAUCCUCGUUUCUCUCGUUUCUCACAGAGAGAGCAGAGGAGUUAUGUGGACUUGUUGGUUAAAUACGCAAAGAUUCCUGCAAAUUCCAAAGCUGUUGGAAUAAAUAAAAAUGACUACUUGCAGUACUUGGAUAUGAAAAAACAUGUGAACGAAGAAGUUACUGAGUUCCUAAAGUUUUUGCAGAAUUCUGCAAAGAAAUGUGCGCAGGAUUAUAAUAUGCUUUCUGAUGAUGCCCGUCUCUUCACAGAGAAAAUUUUAAGAGCUUGCAUUGAACAAGUGAAAAAGUAUUCAGAAUUCUAUACUCUCCAUGAGGUCACCAGCUUAAUGGGAUUCUUCCCAUUCAGAGUAGAGAUGGGACUAAAGUUAGAAAAAACUCUUCUUGCAUUGGGCAGUGUAAAAUAUGUGAAAACAGUAUUUCCCUCAAUGCCUAUAAAGUUGCAGCUCUCAAAAGACGACAUAGCUACCAUCGAAACGUCGGAACAAACAGCUGAAGCUAUGCAUUAUGAUAUUAGUAAAGAUCCAAAUGCAGAGAAGCUUGUUUCCAGAUAUCACCCUCAGAUAGCUCUAACUAGUCAAUCAUUAUUUACCUUAUUAAAUAAUCAUGGACCAGCGUACAAGGAACAGUGGGAAAUUCCAGUGUGUAUUCAAGUAAUACCUGUUGCAGGUUCAAAACCGGUUAAAGUAAUAUAUAUUAAUUCACCACUUCCCCAAAAGAAAAUGACCAUGAGAGAGAGAAAUCAAAUCUUUCAUGAAGUUCCAUUAAAAUUUAUGAUGUCCAAAAACACAUCUGUUCCAGUCUCUGCAGUCUUUAUGGACAAACCUGAAGAGUUUAUAUCUGAAAUGGACAUGUCCUGUGAAGUCAAUGAGUGCCGAAAAAUUGAGAGUCUUGAAAACUUGUAUCUGGAUUUUGAUGAUGAUGUCACAGAACUUGAAACUUUUGGAGUAACCACCACCAAAGCAUCAAAGUCACCAAGUCCAGCAAGUACUUCCACAGUACCUAACAUGACAGAUGUUCCUACAGCCCCCAAAGCAGGAACUACAACUGUGGCACCAAGUGCACCAGACAUUUCUGCUAAUUCUAGAAGUUUAUCUCAGAUUCUGAUGGAACAAUUGCAGAAAGAGAAACAGCUGGUCACUGGUAUGGAUGGUGGCCCUGAGGAGCACAAAAAUAAAGAUGAUCAGGGAUUUGAAUCAUGUGAAAAGGUAUCAAAUUCUGACAAGCCUUUGAUACAAGAUAGUGACUUGAAAACAUCUGAUGCCUUACAGUUAGAAAAUUCUCAGGAAAUUGAAACUUCUAAUAAAAAUGAUAUGACUAUAGAUAUGGUACAUGCUGAUGGUGAAAGACCUAAUGUUCUGGAAAACCUAGACAACUCAAAGGAAAAGACUAUUGGAUCGGAAGCAGCAAAAACUGAAGAUACAGUUCUCUGCAGCAGUGAUACGGAUGAGGAGUGUUUAAUCAUUGAUACAGAGUGUAAAAAUAAUAGUGAUGGAAAGACAGCUGUUGUGGAUUCUAACUUAAGUUCUAGACCAGCUAGUCCAAAUUUUUCCUCAGGACAGGCUUCUGUAGGAAACCAGACUAAUAAUGCCUGUAGUCCUGAAGAGUCAUGUGUUUUAAAAAAACCUAUCAAACGAGUAUAUAAAAAAUUUGAUCCAGUUGGAGAGAUUUUAAAAAUGCAGGAUGAGCUCUUAAAGCCAAUUUCCAGAAAAGUACCCGAAUUGCCCUUAAUGAAUUUAGAAAAUUCUAAACAGCCUUCUGUUUCUGAGCAAUUGUCUGGUCCUUCAGACUCCUGUAGUUGGCCGAAAUCUGGAUGGCCUUCUGCAUUUCAGAAGCCAAAAGGACGAUUGCCAUAUGAACUUCAGGACUAUGUUGAAGAUACAUCGGAAUACCUAGCUCCUCAGGAAGGAAAUUUUGUUUAUAAGUUAUUUAGCCUGCAAGACCUGUUGUUACUCGUACGCUGCAGUGUCCAGAGGAUAGAGACGAGACCACGUUCUAAAAAACGGAAGAAAAUCAGAAGACAAUUUCCAGUUUAUGUACUACCAAAAGUAGAGUAUCAAGCUUGUUAUGGAGUUGAAGCUCUGACUGAAAGUGAACUUUGUCGCUUAUGGACUGAAAGUUUAUUGCAUUCCAACAGCUCAUUUUAUGUUGGAAGAUGUUCAAGAAAAUCACUUGAAGUGCUUUUAAAAGUGGAGAUUGCUGGCCCCACCCUGGAGUGUCUGAUUCACUAGGUCUGUAUUGGGACCUAAGACUUUCUCAGGUGGUACUGAUGCUGCUAGUUUAAGGACCACACUUUGAGAAUCAAUUCUAUAGCUUAUAGUCUCUUUUUCCAGUAGAAUCAACACACUUGUGAUUUGUUUGUUUGCUCUGCUUUGCUAUAAACAUGUUCCCCACUUUCCCUAGUUGCGGUACUCUUUUUAUCUUUUCCCAUAAAAACUUCAAGAUUUACUCCUUUAAAGCAGUUUCCCACAUAGUCUCAUCGCAACUUCUGUAUCCACCCUCCAACCGUAUAAUAUUUAUCAAUUCUGUAUAGUUGAUAUAUAAGCAGUCUUCACUUAGCACACAGUUUCAAUAAGCACAAGUUUUAGUUAUGACCGUGUAUUAACAGUGAGUAAUUGUAUAAAGUAUAAGCUUCACUGCUGGCUCUUCAGUCCACAGAUCACUACAUAAGUAACAGGCACAUCAUGAUCAGUGACCAGUCAUGUCACUUCUUUCAAAGUCUGUUUAUAAUUGGUUAUUGUGUACCCAUUGAGUUCAUGCACAGAAAGCAGAAUAUGCAGUUGUGUUGACUCUUUGUCUCCCAGUGAUAAACCCAUGUGAUAUUUUACCAAAGUAGAUAAUUAAAAGAAUUGGCCAACAAAUAUUAAAGCAAAGCAAAUAAACAAAAGGUGAUACUGCCAGAAGUGAAAUUUGCAUGGAACAUAAAUGGAAUUACAGAGGAAAUAACAGAGAGUGGGAAUGUUGGCACUGCUAUUGUUCCAGUGACUCUAGAUUUGCUGCCAGACAAACUUAGUGAAAGCGUUGUGACACAUAAAGGAUGAACAAGUGACACUGGCAUAAGAUUUUACACUAAACAAAUCCUGAAGAUAAUUUCAUGACAUUGAAGGCAUCAAGGAUGCAGUGUCGGAAGCUGAUCCUUAGGAAUAUGACAGUUCACCAUGGCAUAGAAAAGAUGCAUCCAGCCAGGUGCAGUGCCUCAAGCUUGUAAUCCCAGCACUUUGGGAGGCCGAGGUGGGUGGAUCAUUUGAGGUCAGGAGUUCAAGACCAGCCUGGCCAACAUGGUGAAACCCUGUCUCUACUUAAAAUGUAAAAAAUUAGCUGGGCAGUAGUCGCAUGCGUCUGUAGUCCCAGCUACUCAGGAGACUGAGGCAGGAGAAUCGCAUGAGCCUGGGAGGCAGAGGUUGCAGUGAGCCAAGAUUGCACCACUGCACUCCAGCCUGGCCAGAGACCCUGUGUCCAAAAAAAAGAAAAAAAAGAAAAAGAAAAGAUGCAUCCUUCCUAUCACAAGUUGUGCAAGAAGGUAACAAGCACUGUUCAAACUACUCUUCAUUAACGUUUCAUAAAGAAAACACUUUAAUUUUUUGAAUUACAGUGUACUAAAAUAUUUUACUGUUCUGUUCAUUGACAGAGAAUUUAUAGUGUUUUGAUAAAAAUUUUAAAGGUAACUAAACAGUUGUAAUUUUCCCUAUUGAUUGUUACAAUUGUAGGGUUUCAGCCCAUAUGGGCGUUUUUUUUUGUUUUUUUUUUUAUACUUUAGGUUUUAGGGUACAUGUGCACAAUGUGCAGGUUUGUUACAUAUGUAUCCAUGUGCCAUGUUGAUUUCCUGCACCCAUUAACUCGUCAUUUAGCAUUAGGUGUAUCUCCUAAUGCUGUCCCUCCCCCCUCCCCCCACCCCACAACAGUCCCCGGAUGGGCAUUUUUAUGGUCCUCACACUGCAUGGAAAGCAAGGAGUACCUAUACACAUAUGAAUGCAUGUAUGCAUGUAUAUGUUUAUGUGCAUAUAUAUAUGAAUGAAUGCUUGUAUAUAUAAGCUUUAUUUUUAUUAUGUAUAGAUUUUAUUUGUCCUCUAUAAAUCAGUGCUUUCCAACCUUGAUGCACAUAAAUAUUUGUACAGCACGCUGUGAUAUAUAAGAGAGAUUGCUUGUGGCUGAAGGGCAAUAGCCAGGAAGCUUUUGCCAUCCCAAGCAUUGCUUAGCUGCCUGAAGGGCUGAGGUGAUGCGUAUCUUAAGCACAUAUAUAUCUUAUUUGAGGCCCACAGGUUAGAAAGCUCCAAUGUUGAGAAUUGUGAACUCCUUGAGGAAGUAGAUCCUCAGAGCACUUAGUAUGGUAUUCUCUGUAUAGUUAUUUUUGACAGACCAUAUUUGACAUAUACUAUAAUACUUUUUUAAAUGAGUUUCUUUCAAAAGGUAAGAACUAUUAGUCUUCUCAAAGACAUAAUUAGUAAACAUCUAAAAGUUAUUAUGCUUAGUAUUUCCUUUCUGUGGUUUUUAAAUCAUUACAAUGUGUCUUUGUUAUUAGAAAUGCCACUGUGUAAUGAGUGUUACAUAUAAUAAGUAGGUAUGGGAACAAAUGAAUUUGGUGUCUUACAAGGAAGCCAUCUGGUAAAAAUGUUUCUAAUUAUUUGUAUGAGCAUAAAGCAAAUGAAGUGAAAGGGGGCCUGGUAAGAAAAUGAAACAUUAAAUUAUGUGCAUUUUUAAUUGUCCCAGUGAUUGACAUCAGCUUUCCAGGUAAUUUGUUUUGAUACUUAAAUAUUAGGAGUUAAAAAAAUAAAAACAAUUUGUCUUCAACAUUGAUACGUGUUAUAUUCUCAUCACGCUAUUUGAUGUUUUUAACUAUGGUACAAUACAUAUGAUUUUUGUGUUGACUUGCUUAUAUAACAUUUAACCCGGGACUAUCUUUUAUGUCACUCUUCCUUGGUAUAUUUCAGGACCUUGGUGUUAGCUCUCAACCUGUUUUGUUUUAGAACAUAUGCAUUACUUUUUAAAACAAAAGCAUCAUAUUGAGAAUUUGCUGUUUUGUUUUUUGGAAUUCUAGAUUCAUAACGUGUUUGUAAAAAAAAAAGUGAGAGUCAGGUCUGGGCGCCGUUACUCACACCUGUAAUCUUAGCACUUUGGGAGUCCAAGGCAGGUGGAUUGCUUGAGGCCAGUAGUUCGAGACCAGCCUGGCCAACAUGAUGAAACUCCAUCUCUACCAAAAAUGCCAAAAAAAAAAAGAUAGCUGGGAGUGGUGGCGCACAACUGUAGUCCUAGCUACUCAGAAGGCUAAGGCACAAGAAUAGCUUGAACCCCGGAGGUGGAGGUUACAGUGAGCCAGGAUCUCGCUGCUGCACUCCAGCCCAGGAGACAGAGCAAGACUCUGUCUUUAAAAAAAAAAAAAAAAAAAAAAAUGGUAAGACUUCAGCCGGGCUCAGUGGCUCACGCCUGUAAUCUCAGCACUUUGGGAGGCUGAGGCAGGUGGAUCACCUGACGUCAGGAGUUCGAAACCAGCCUCGCCAACAUGAUGAACCCCAGUCUCUACUAAAAAUACAAAAAAUUAGCCAGGCCUGGUGGAGGGAACCUGUAAUCCCAUCUAUUCAGCAGGCUGAGGCAGGAUAAUCGCUUGAACCAAGGAGGCAGAAGUUGCAGGGAGCCAAGAUCAUGCCACUGCACUCCCGCCUGGGCAGCAAGAGCGAAACUUUGUCUCAAAAAAAAAAAGUAAAACUUGGAACUGACUGCUUUGAUUUUUUUUUUUUUAACUGUGGGAAAACUUACGGUGUGCUUUAAUAACCUUUCUUUUUUUUGAGAUGGAGUCUUACUCUGUCACCCAGGCUGGAGUGCUGUAGCACUGUAUCGGCUCACUGCAACCUCCAUCUCCUGGGUUCAAACAAUUGUCCUGCCUCAGCCUCCCAAGUAGCCGGGAUUACAGGCGCCCACCACCAUGCCUGGCUAAUUUUUUUAUAUUUUUAGUAGAGACGAGGUUUCACCAUGUUGGCCAGGCUGGUCUCGAACUCCUGACCUCAGGUGAUCUGCCCACCUUGGCCUCCCAAAGUGCUGGGAUUUCAGUCGUGAGCCACCGCACCCAGUCUGAUUAAAAAAUAUUAAGCCAGAUUUUCAUAAUCUAAUUUUUAUCUUAAGAACCAAGUGUGUCUUAGAAAGCCCCUGUACAUUUGAUUUUAUCUGCUUAUUUUGAUAAUACAUAGGUAAUUCUCCUCAUAAACGCCAUACAAAUGUAACUUUUUUUUUUUUUUUUUUUUUUUGAGACGGAUUCUGGCUCUGUGGCCCAGGCUGGAGUACAAUGGUGCAGUCUCAGCUCACUGCUGCAAGCUCCGCCUCCCAGGUUCACGCCAUUCUCCUGUCUCAGCCUUCCGAGUAGCUGGGACUACAGGAGCCUGCCACUACGCCCAGCUAAUUAAAUGUAGCUUUAAUAGGAAUUAGAAACACCAGUGUUUUAAUAGUUGUUGUUCAUAAAUUGUAGGCUUUGAAAUGAUUUCAUAUGUGUGGACAUGUGUAAACAUAUUCAGCAAAUAUUUUAGAAUGAAUCUAAAUGUUUUAUAAUCUGAAUUAUGUCAUUUUAAAAUAUAGCUUUACUUAAGACAUAAUAAAAUGUGUAUUUCUCCUUUUAAAAUGUAAAAUUUCUUCACAGUUAUUAAAAUUUGUAAUCUUUAAGGAGACAGGAUAACUUGGUUUUUUGUUUUCUAAAUACUGCAAUUGCUUGUUUAAGUUUGAUAUUUCAUUUUAGGGCAUGUCGAUGCAUUUACUUCAAAGCUUUUUCUGCUGGAAGAAAUUACCUCAGAAGAAUUAAAAGAAAA